AAAGAGAAACUGAAGAUCAAAAACGGAACCAAACCCAUGUAAUCCUAGACCAUUUCCAGCGGGUGUAGCCUGUAGCUGUAGGCAGGGGUUCAAAACGCAGAAUCGGAACGGAAGCGGCCAGUGCCAAUUCUGAUUUGAUUCAGAUCGGUAUCGAUCGACAGAACCGAGGGGUAUUUCAACGAUUCAGGUGUUUCUACCCAAAAAUUGGCCAUAGAAUUGUCAGAAAUCGGGCGAUUCCCAAUCUGAUUCGCUGAUUCUUGAAACCCUUACCUAAAAGAAUUGUGUUUAAACCAUGACUCGGAUCGAACAUGCACAGAGCAACAACUGGGAAAUUUCUUUAAUGGAUGCAAGAGAAUAAUGGGACCAGCUUUUUCAAUUUCUACUCCCAUUAUUGCUAGUCCUGGCCGGAUACUUUCACCAGCGAGAAGCUCACUCCUACACAGACACCUACACCUGUGUAGCUUUCCGUCUUCGUCGUCUUCGUCGUCUUCGUCUUCAAGUCUUAUUUCUGAGAUUGAUCUUACCAACGACUACGGUUGCGGUUAUAGGCGCGUGUUGUGGUUGGAAGCACGGCCCACCACUAGUUCUCUUCUGAGUAGGGUUAGGAAAGUGACAACGUCAACAGUUCGCGUCAUGGGUGGGAACCAAAACAGAGCAGAUGAAGAGGUGCCGGAGCACACAGUCGGAGACUGGUACUCCGUACCGGAGCUCGGGCUCAGAGACCAUCACUUCACUGUCCCUCUUGAUUACUCCAUCGAUCGCCACAACUCUCCUAAGGUCUCUAUCUUCGCUCGUGAGGUCGUUGCAGCUGGGAAGGAAGAAGUUGCACUUCCAUAUUUAUUAUUCCUACAAGGUGGACCUGGUUUUGAGAGUCCACGCCCAACUGAAGCCAGUGGAUGGAUAAAGAAAGCAUGUGAAGAGUAUCGUGUUAUUCUUUUGGAUCAGCGAGGGACAGGCUUGUCAACUCCUUUGACUGUCUCAUCUCUCUUGCAAAUUACAUCUGCAGAGAAGCAGGUUGACUACUUGAAACAUUUUCGGGCUGACAAUAUAGUAAAUGAUGCUGAAUUUAUUAGGGUGCAUCUUGUACCUGAUGCUGGACCUUGGACAGUUUUAGGGCAGAGCUAUGGAGGCUUUUGUGCAGUUACUUAUUUAAGCUUUGCUCCACAAGGACUGAAACAAGUCCUUAUUACUGGUGGAAUCCCUCCAAUUUGCAAUGGGUGCACAGCAGACACUGUGUACAGAGCAUGCUUUGAGCAGAUUAUUUGUCAGAAUGAUAAAUACUACAAGCGAUUCCCUCAUGACAUUGAAAUUGUUCGUGACCUUGUGAAGCACUUGGCAGAAUCUGAAGGAGGCGGGGUUCCUCUUCCUUCUGGAGGCAUACUUACACCACAGGGAUUGCAAACCCUCGGUCUUUCGGCUUUAGGAUCUAGUAGUGGUUUUGAGCGUUUGCACUACUUGUUAGAGAGGGUCUGGGAUCCUAUACUAGUUCCAGGAGCACAAAAACGCAUCAGUUACUUCUUCUUGAGAGCUGUUGAUGAUUGGAUGGCAUUUGAUACAAAUCCACUCUUUGCUGUGUUGCAUGAAUCAAUAUACUGCCAAGGAGCUCCGUCCCGGUGGUCUGCUCACAGGAUAAGGGUAGAAUAUGAGAGCAGGUUUGAUGCAGUCAGGGCAGCGAAAGAAGGUGACCACAUCCUGUUCACAGGGGAGAUGAUAUUCCCUUGGAUGUUUGAUGAAAUCCAUGCCUUGAAACCUCUGAAAGAAGCUGCUCAUUUGUUGGCUGAAAAGAAUGAUUGGCCUACGCUAUAUGACAUUGCUUCCUUGAAUAAUAACAAGGUGCCAGUUGCAGCUGCUGUUUAUUAUGAAGACGUAUAUGUUAACUUCAAGCUGGUGAUGGAGACUGCUUCUCAGAUUGCAGGAAUUAGAUUGUGGAUAAAUAAUGAGUUCAUGCAUUCAGGUCUUCGUGAUGCAGGAAGCCAAGUUUUGGAUCAUUUGAUGGGAUUGUUAAAUGGAAAGAAGCCUUUAUUCUGAUUGGCAAUUGCAUUUCUAUGUUAAAAGAGACAUUCUUUGUUUUAUAUUCAUAUUCUACAGGAAAUUCUCAUCCUGAUUAUAGUGCAAUCGAAGUGUGAUGAUAAUCCAUUAAGAUACAAUGGAUAUGAGCAAGACUAAGAAGAUAGAUGACCUUGUUUAA
This is a messenger RNA of Macadamia integrifolia, 2188 nucleotides long. Its product is annotated as proline iminopeptidase. The record is from RefSeq and is a predicted model, not a curated record. The transcript is spliced from 10 exons. Gene Ontology annotation, molecular function: peptidase activity. Bases 358 to 2028 code for a protein of 556 amino acids. Lineage: Eukaryota; Viridiplantae; Streptophyta; Magnoliopsida; Proteales; Proteaceae. Gene Ontology annotation, biological process: proteolysis.